UGUAAAUAUCUCUCUUGAAAAAGGAUUUCUUUCUACCGACCUGUACAGUAAAUUCACUGACAAACAUAUGUACCUAAAUAAAAAAGCCAGCCAUCCUGAAUCUACAAAAAUAUCUAUACCGUUUGGACUGGGUAUCUGUGCGCGCCGAAUCUGCUCAACAGAUGAGGGAUAUUUCAAACAACGGGAGAAAAUUAAAACUAAUUCAAGCAAAUGUGGAUAUUCCAACAAGGAGGUCGAGAAUCAACUGGUGAAGGUAGAUAAACUCAGCCGCUAGAAUUUAUUGAACUACAGAAAAAAUAACAAUGAGUGUAACCGUGUUCCGUUUGUGUUAAAUUAUUCCAGAGGACUACCAAAUAUUCAUCAAAUAUUAAAGAAACGUCAAAAAAUUCUCGAAAAUUCCGACCGCCUUAAAUCUUGCGUUUCACAACACACCUAUAGUGGCAUUUCGAAGAGACAAAAGCUUGAUAGACAUAUUGGUCCAUAAGAAACAUAAUAACCUCUUCUUUUAGAAAGAACACUUAUGCGAGCCGUGUGGUGCAAAAAAUGUGUUGUGUGUAAAUAUAUUAUUUGUUCUGGCCAAUUUCAAGAUUCUAAGGGCAAAACGUAUCAAGUUAAAAAUCAUAUCGAUUGCAAGUCAAGUAAUGUUGUUUAUGAGGUGUUUUGUAAAAAGUGUAACAAAAUUUUAUAUGUUGGGGAAACGGGUUGACUUUAUAUUAAAGACAUGUUUUAAAUUUAUCACUGAUAAGGAGAGAAACUAACGACCCUCUAGCAAUGCAUUUUUAUACUAACGAACAUACUGUUGAUGUUUAUUCUGUAAUAGGUAUCGAAAAAUUGUACAAAGAUGAAACUUACAGAAAAUUCAGAGAAAAUUUGUGGAAGAAAAAAUUAAAUACUUAUAUGCCUUUUGGUAUCAACAAAAUGUAACAUUUUUGUCUUCAGACUACAUAAAUACUAGUUUGUAGAGACACUUCCUAUAUUUUAUGUCCCAUUAUUUAUACAUUUUCCAUAUAUUAUUUGUUUAUGUACUAAUUACGGCUAUCUAUGUGCUAACUAUAGACUCUCACCUUUAUUUUAUAUGUUUUUGGCGCAAUAUUGUUGUAUGACGUCACUUGCCAGGCUGUAUUCAUAUAUAUAAACACAAUGGUAAUAUACACGUGUAGGCACACGUCAAUUGUUUGAGUUAAAUUUAUUUCUAAUUUAAUUCAACUCAACAGAUACAAUCUAUCUAUAACUAAUCUGACUUUUCUUGGAAAUUCUAAAAAUCCUGUUUCUUACAAAAGGUUGGGUUUUUUUCUUUCGUUAACUAAUUAUAUUUAUUUUUAACAUUAAAUCUAAACGACUUGAACAUAACAGUACAUAGCUUCAAACCAGGAAGUCAAAACGUCUAUUAUAAAGGGGAACAUUUUCUGGAGUAGAAGUCGCCGUCUUAACAAAACAAAAUCUGAGUUUGUACAUGAAACCAACAAUUAUGAACGAUGAAAGAAGUUUGAUCAUUUGCUUUAUGGUAGUAGGUUUCAUCUCAAUUUCAAUGGGUUCAUUGAACAAUUCUCCAUGCAAGAAAACGUCUGAUUGGAGUAACUACGUCAUACGUUGUCCCACCAAUCACACUAUUUAUAUCACAAAGCACGUGAUUGAGGAUGGUUUUAACACACUUCUAACUCCUGCCCUCGGGUGUAGCGCUAGUGAUGCUGUAUACUGUGGUGCCAAACUACCUAUAAACAACACCAUGAAUCUCAAGAACCAUGGCGUUUUUGAAUCAGCUGUGAACGCAUGCAAUGGACGAACUGAAUGUUCUUUAAACAAAAAUUAUUUUCUAAAUGUUGAAUCAUCUGUCAAAAUGUCAUGCAGUUCCUUACAAGUACAUGAGUUAGAAAAAGCGUCGUUUCGACAAAGCAUUUACUAUGAAUGUAACCAAGAUUAUCUAAUAAAAGACACGUGUUUGACGAGCAGUGAGAUCAAAAGUCUAUAUGGUCACUUGUAUCUAAAAACUUCCAGCACCAGUUGUUUGUGUCGUAUCACUGGCUCUAUUGCUCGUUUAAAGAUUUUACAAACAGCAUUUUUUACUGUGAUGAUUCAAUCCAAUGGGACCAACAUUUUUGAACAUCAAAAUGGUGAAGUUGGUUUAUACGGAGUAGAUAUUCCAAUUCAAGCAGAGAACCUGGUCAUAAUGCUAAUAAAUGGAUCAAAUGCCAGCUUUGCUUUAUUAAAGGUUUUUGGAAAUUAUUCCGCUAUAUGUAACAAAUAUAGUGUAUUGAGUACAACUUCCCCGCAAAACAUGACCUUUACAUCUACACACUUCCCAGUUCAUUCAAGUGGUAGAGGUCACACUCAUGCUGACAUAUCUGCAACAAAUCAAACCAAGAGAUCUACUACCACACAAACAGCCGAGAAUAUUUUUAGCAGUAUGACGGGACGAGAACCUUCCAGCAGCGACCUAAUCGAAAAUAUUACAUCCUGGAUAUAUAUCGUGGUUGUGAUUUUAGCUAUUUUUGUUUCGCUUAUCAUCUUCCUGAUCUGUGUUUAUUGCAUUAAACAAAGAAAAGACAGAAAUUUGCUGCUGAAAAUACUUCAAAGAUUAAAUGAUGGAUGUACCAAUAUAGAUGAUUCACAUUUCAAAACAGCUAAAAUCCCUAAUAGUCCAUCACGGCCGUCCGAUGAUGAUCCAAACUAUCAGGAAAUUCCAAACAAUCUCCACAACAAUCCAACAACAAAACAACACACUAAUCCAGGGUACGAUACAGACUGCCCUAAUACAGGAUACGAUACAGACUGCCCUAAUCCAGGAUACGAUACAGACUGCCCGAAAUCAGAAAACACUGGAAAAGGACAAGACGACGCCGAAGUGACGUCACUUGAUGGUAAUGGUCAAUACUUCAAGCUUGAAAAAAGUUACCCGAAAGAGGUGGUUUGAAUUGAAAAGAAAUUCUGAAUAUAAAAUAAAGAUUGCAUCGCUUUUGUUGAACGCACACAUUUAAAGCAUUUCAAUAGUUCUAGAUACGGUUGCAUUCACAACAAUUUUGAUUUAUUUCAUUAUCACUGCAUAAUUACAUUAAAACAACACAAAAUUUCAGUGUGAAAAAAAUGUAUGGGAUGAGUGUACGUGUAUGUUUUCUUCAUUAGUGUUUAUUGAGCAAGAAAUUCUUCUGUAAUCUUUAUUUUAUGUAGAUUGAACGGAGAACAAAUUAUUGUAAAGAUUCAAGAAAACAUAUUUGAAGUGCGUAUUUGAUGACGAUUUAAUUUGAUGUUUGCAUGAAGUAAAAAUGAAUGUAAACAUAUAACUGCAGUGUUUUGUAUUUGAUAUUGUUCAGCCUUUUACCAAUAUACUUAUUUUAGACAUUGUCUUCGUGCAUAAUUUUUAUCAAUGUGAUGCUGUUAUGGGUCAUUUGUUAUGAUAAAGAAUGUUAUAACUAUCAAGCUUACAAGGGUACAUUAUAAAAUAUGAAUUGAAGUGAUUGUUUUAUGCAUCAAACAUUGAAUGCUUAUGGAAAAUUAUUUGCACACUAUUAAUAUCAGCGCUCAGACGCGGUUGCGCCAAAACCACUUAAAUUUGUAGUGCGCCAUUUAUUCUCGUUUUACAGUUCUAAAAAAGAGGGAAUUGCAUCCAUAGGUUCGGUCAAUUUCAAUUGUUACUAAUUGUUCAUUAUAUUGAUUAAUAUAAUUCGUUUUUAAAAUGAAAAAAAAAAAUUUCAGCUUUUAAGGAAUUGGUUCAAUAAAUUAACAAAUCCUUGAUUUUAAAAAAAGCAGAUUAAUCACGAACGUAUAAAUGCAUUAAGAGGUUUAGAAUCUAAAUCAAAAGAUAUCUAAUCUCAGCAACGAAACAUAAUAUAUAGAAAUCAAACUACUGAAAGUACUGUGAAGCAGUUAGCCAAACUUGUUUUCAUUGUUUUGUGAAAUAAAUACAUUAAUAUUUGAUUUAAGGACACUAUAGAUUUCCAACAAAAGUUUCACCAUUAAUAUUUAAGCUUGAAGUUUUUAUCGUGAAGUUGUGGUUAGCCCGAUAGGAUGUACCUCGGCUUUCUACUAAAAUAACACCCAAUAUUCCCAAACGUAUCUUGUACUUAAUUUGAUUUAUCCAAAUUGAAUUUGAAAGGUCCUUUAAUCUAUAUAAUGAAUUCGGGAGAAAGCUUAUUUUGUUACAAUUGCUCAAGUCAACGCUGAAU
Messenger RNA from Magallana angulata, 4160 nucleotides. RefSeq lists its product as uncharacterized. The transcript is spliced from 8 exons. Lineage: Eukaryota; Metazoa; Mollusca; Bivalvia; Ostreida; Ostreidae. The coding region runs from base 1454 to 2911 and encodes 485 amino acids. The record is from RefSeq and is a predicted model, not a curated record.